UUGUUUUGUCAAGGUAAAACAAUCUUAUGAUAGACGCCUGAUACCACAAUCUGAUAACGGAUCAGACGCGACGUGACAUCACGGGAAUCAAUCCAGCCGAUCAUUUUUUUCCGCGACAAUCAAUACUUAGAUUUCUUCGCAGCAUUCGUCCAUCCACAACACAAAAACAAAAAGAAAACAAAGCAGAAGAAACGAAAAAAGAAAAAAGAGAAUUAGAGAAGAGAGAAAGAUAACCACAAUGUCCAAGCGAAAACCCUCCGAAGCACCAGAAGCAGCAGCAACAGCACCCAAAACCACACACCUCACGUCGCGCAAUUCCCCAUGGACAUAUCUCAAGCUCCAAUUAACCCACCAACCCAACACCUCCAACACCACAAAAACCCAACCCCUCGACCCUCUAACCGCCCGAACGCACCUCACCUCCGCGCUCUCCCAAUUCCUCGGCCUAACAGGCACGGCUAUCCCGCUCGAUAUUCUCAAGAUUACAACGCCGGGGUUGGAUACAGCUAGUGAUAGUGGCAGCACCAACCAGGAGAAGAUCGUGUGGGUGCGUGUUCCACGCGCAGACGCGACUGCUGUGGUUGACGCGCUGAGUUCGUGGAUUGGUGGUGGCAGUGGUGGAGGGGGAGGGGAGGAUGGUGAUGAUGCGGUUGGGGCGGUUGCGUGGAGGGAGAUGGGUAAUGAGAUAUGA
This is a messenger RNA of Aspergillus campestris IBT 28561, 691 nucleotides long. RefSeq lists its product as uncharacterized. Gene Ontology annotation, cellular component: nucleolar ribonuclease P complex; ribonuclease MRP complex. Gene Ontology annotation, biological process: nuclear-transcribed mRNA catabolic process, RNase MRP-dependent; tRNA processing; intronic box C/D snoRNA processing. Lineage: Eukaryota; Fungi; Ascomycota; Eurotiomycetes; Eurotiales; Aspergillaceae. The transcript is spliced from 3 exons. Gene Ontology annotation, molecular function: ribonuclease MRP activity. The record is from RefSeq and is a predicted model, not a curated record. The coding region runs from base 239 to 691 and encodes 150 amino acids.